Pseudogymnoascus verrucosus is the source of this 524-nucleotide messenger RNA. RefSeq names its product Mitochondrial import inner membrane translocase subunit tim8 (gene TIM8). The record is from RefSeq and is a predicted model, not a curated record. The coding region runs from base 239 to 508 and encodes 89 amino acids. The transcript is spliced from 2 exons. NCBI's taxonomy places the organism in Eukaryota, Fungi, Ascomycota, Leotiomycetes, Thelebolales, Thelebolaceae.
AUUUAAUUGUACGCUUUACCAUUCAGCUCUCCUCGACCCCCCUGCCAACCCAAUAAUACUAUCACGUGACACAAAUAAUUCUACCACCACCGAACCGUCAUACCAACAAUUUGCGCCUCGCCCAGAACCUCCACCCAAACACAACUCACAAUCCACAAGACAAUUGCCAAUUACCACACCUCCACCAAACCAAACCAACCCACCUACCCAAAAAAAAACCAAAAACCCUCAAAUCACAAUGGACGCCAACGGAGAAUUCGACGUCAACAGCUUGACCCAGCGCGACAAGCAGGAGCUCCAGCAGUUCAUCCAGAAUGAGACGCAGAAGAGCAAGUUGCAGCAGUCCGUCCACAACCUCACAGACAUCUGCUGGACCAAGUGCGUGACUGGCAGCAUCAAGAGCGGGAAGCUGGAUAAGAGCGAGGAGACGUGCGCGAGGAACUGUGUGGAUCGCUUUUUGGAUGCGAAUUUCUUGGUUAUUAAGCAGCUUGAGGGGAUGAGGGGAUAGACUAUUGGGGAUGGGA